Monopterus albus (swamp eel) is the source of this 4333-nucleotide messenger RNA. RefSeq names its product kelch-like family member 40b (gene klhl40b). The transcript is spliced from 6 exons. Lineage: Eukaryota; Metazoa; Chordata; Actinopteri; Synbranchiformes; Synbranchidae. The record is from RefSeq and is a predicted model, not a curated record. Bases 1 to 1827 code for a protein of 608 amino acids. Gene Ontology annotation, molecular function: protein binding.
AUGGCUCUACCUAUAAACCCCACGGACGAGCCCAGGAUAUACCAGCAGACUCUGCUCCAGGACGGCCUGUGUGACCUGUUAGAGAACGAAAAGCUUGUUGAUUGUGUGCUGAAGAUCAAAGACAAAGAGUUCCCCUGCCACCGGCUUGUCCUGUGUGCCUGCAGCUCGUACUUUCGCUCUAUCUUUCUGUCGGACCUAGAGGAAAGCAAAAAGGGAGAGAUUGUCCUGGAGGAUGUGGAGCCUGGUGUCAUGGGGCUGGUCCUCAAAUAUCUGUACACUUCUAAAAUCCAUGUCACAGAGCAGAAUGUCCAGGACAUCUUUGCUGUGGCUAACAUGUAUCAAAUACCUUCAAUUUUCACUGUAUGUGUCUCUUUCCUGCAAAAGCGCCUAAGCCUCAGCAACUGCCUAGCUAUCUUCAGACUUGGCCUGAUGCUGGACUGUCCCAGGUUGGCUAUCUCUGCCCGAAACUAUGCCUGUGAACGCUUCCAGUUCAUCUCCAGGGAUGAGGAUUUCUACCAGUUGCUCCCAAGUGAGCUAGCAGCUAUCUUAGCAAAUGACAACCUGAACGUAGAGACAGAGGAAGCAGUGUUUGAGACUUUGAUGAACUGGGUGUCUAGAGACACCGAGAGCAGAGAAAAAGAGCUGCCAGGUUUGCUGGACUGUGUUCGUUUGCGUCUGGUCUCUGAGGAUUACCUGAAAGAAAAAGUAGAGAAGCACAAAUUGAUCUGUUCAAAUCCCGAGUUGCAGCAGAAGCUCCAGCUGGUUCGGGAUGCUCACGCUGGGAAAAUGCCGGAAGUUAAGAAAAGCAAGGAGGUGGCUGGUGGAGCAGGAAAAGAUGGAGAGAGUGAGGAGGAAGGUCUUCUCCCAGGCAUCCUGAAUGACAACCUGAGAUUUGGCAUGUUUAUGAGGGACUUGCUAUUGAUGGUGAAUGACAAGAGCACUGUGGCUUAUGAUCCGUCGGGAAACGAAUGCUUUGUAGCAUCACUUUCCACACAGAUUCCCAAGAACCAUGCCGGCCUGGUCACCAAGGAGAACCAGAUCUUUGUGGCAGGAGGAUUAUUCUAUGAUGAACAGAACAAAGAAGAUCCACUCUGCUCAUACUUCCUGCAGUAUGACCCGGUCAGUGCUGAUUGGAUGGGGAUGCCUCCUGUCCCAUCUCCCCGCUUCCUGUUUGGGCUGUCAGAGGCUGACAACUCCAUCUUUGUGUUGGGAGGGAGAGAGCUGAAUGAGCAGGAACAAAUACUGGACUCAGUUUUGGUCUAUGACAGACAAUCUUUUAAAUGGGGUGAAUCAGAGCCGCUUCCUUACCCAGUCUAUGGACAUGCAACAGUAUCCCACAAUGAUGUUGUCUAUGUUAUUGGAGGAAAAGGAGAUGACAAGAGCUGUCUAAGUAAGAUGUGUGCAUAUGACACCAAGAAAUUUGAAUGGAAAGAACUUGCUCCCAUGAAGACUGCACGGUCCUUAUUUGGAGCUGCCAUUCAUGAUGGCAAGAUAUAUGUGGCAGCAGGAGUCACCAACGAUGGGCUGACGGACUCAAUAGAGGUGUACAAUAUCACUACCAACAAGUGGUCAGACUGUGGAGUGUUUCCCCAGGAGCGUAGCUCUCUGAACCUGGUGUCUUUGGCUGGUUCGCUGUAUGCUGUAGGAGGCUUUGGCAUGAUGCCUUUGGAAGACAGUGAUGAGGUUAUUCCUAAAGAGAUGAAUGACAUCUGGAGGUAUAAUGAGACAGAGAGGAAGUGGAUUGGGGUCCUCAGAGAAAUCCAGUAUGCUUCAGGGGCCAGUAUCUUGGGGGUCCGCCUCAACAUCCUGCGCCUCACCAAGAUGUAAAACCAUCUCCACCCCUUGUCUGUCAAGAGACUGAUGCUCGAGUCAUCAGUAGUUUGAUAGUAGUCCAAACACAGCUUCAGCCAGGUGACGAGAUCAGUGAGGAUGUUUUGUUUUCUGUUUUUACAUAAUUCUGGUCUGAUUCUGACAUUUCUGUAUAUGUAGUUCAGUGAAUUUUAACCUGAUUGAGACUGCAAAACUGUAAACAUUUUGUAGCCUACUCACACUAUAUGGAACACCAAGAACUGACUUGAUAAUCAUGGAAUAAAUACUGGCAGGAGGUUGUGCAUCUCCCAACAGAUGGCAGCAAACUCAUAAUGCAUGUGCCUCGAGAGAAGCCUUACUGAAACGUGAUCCAGGUAACAAAACGGUUGAUUUCACCCUCUCUGUGCAGAAUCAAAACACUAGACAUCUCCAUUUGCAAUAAUAAAUCUGUACUGUUUAAUACUGAAAUGAAUUCAUUACACUGUUUUUACAGACAGAAAACACUAGUCAAUAAUACAAUAAAAGACAAAAGUCUGUUAUUAGCACCUCUAGACACUAUCGUCCUUGUAAUGUUUUUAGUAUUUUGAUAUAGCUGAACUUGACAACUACCUACAUGUGGUCUUUAUACACCAGAGUUGACUAAGACCUAGUGUUUACAUUACAAAGUAGAGAAUCGGCAAAUUACAGUACACAUUAUGAUUAAAAAAAACAAAACAAAAACACAGCAGCAAUAUGAGCAUGAGAAAUGCAGAGGGUAUGUGGAUAAAGCAUCUUAGAAUUAACUAUGGCACUGGUGCCUAUGGUUAUCAUCACAUACUGUAUAUCUUUUCCCAGAAAGAGUUAAAGUUGCCAUCAAAGGGAUGUUAGCACAGCUAACCAAAACAGCCACUCCCGAGCUCAGAGUUUGGAAACUGACAAAAUGUAGUCAAAGAUUAUCUGAGUCAAAAAUACAACUGAACACAUCCAUAAAUAAUAGUCAAUUAAAUAAUUUAAAUGGAGUGUAAAAGAAAUUUAGAUUUUUAUCCUCUAUUCAGUAGCUCUAAAAGCAAAAAGCUACAUAUGUUUUCUUUAUCACCAUUUACUUGAUAAAACCAACUAAAAAUACCCUUAUAUUUCAAUUAACAUUAGUGCAUGUCUUUUUGUCAACACAGAGCACAAUGAAAGUAAAGAUGAUUUUCCUUAUGGAUCAGUUUAUCAAAUUAUUAAAAGUGUCAAUUAAUACACUGUUUGUGAAUAAAGAGCCAGAAAUGUAAAAAAAAAAAAAAAACAAACAAAAAAAAGCACAUCAUAAAUUCCUAACAGCCCAAACCCAAAGGAAUAUUUAUUUUAUGUUUAUGAAAACAUGCAAGUAUUUUUACUGUUGAUCGACUGAAUUGAUCUAGCCAUUACAGCUCUACCUUUUACACUCCAUUUUAAUCAUUUAACUAUAUUAUUAAUUGAUAAAUUGAGUUAUAUUUAAUAUGGACAGACACAAAAAACUCCUCCAUUCUUUAAAAAAAAAGUUUUCCUUUUCACAUACAGUGCUUUCUCUCUUAUAUCCUCAUGGGUCUUUUGUAAUUGCUACGAAAGUAAGGAACUUAUAUUCCCCACACUUUUCAUGGAAGCUCUUUCAUUUAGGAUUUGGUUGUUGUUAAGGGUCCACAACUAUGUCUCUAUAAAGUGCUGCUUUAAUGUUGUCACACAUGACUUGUCGUCUUUGCAGCUGGCUUUGUUCAUUAAACAAUCCUUUUUUAUAGUGAAUUCAGACUUUCAUAGCCAGAUCAGUCUCUGAACUUUCUCUAAAUAAUGUCACAAAAUUAUAUAUAGUGUGUAUAGUAUGAUAAAACUAAUAAUUUAGUUUUUGUGACAUUUUAAAAGCUUUUUUUCUUGGUUUGUAAAAAAAAGUCAUGUAUUCAGUGUCAUUCACUUCCCAAAUUAUGAAUACAAUGUGUUUGAGUUAUGAUAACAGCAACUGAUUAAUACUACGCUGGUUUGGACCCUGCACAGGAGCUUAAGCAGUCUAGUAUAAGAAUGCAAUGUCAACCCACGCAGGAACCGACAAUAGGAUCCAGUAUUUUUGCAGGGUUUGAACAAAUAGUUUUAACUUCACUUUGGUCGUAAUACUGUUUCAGAUGACUGAACACCUAUGGGAACAAAAUUCAGGCCCCAUAUUGUAAUUUCCUACAAUAAAACAGACCCUCCUUCAGCGGAUUUCAGUUCAAAUACCUGCUACUGUAUCAGCCAAUAAACCCUACAAGCUGGAGUAUAAAGUGCUCAAUAGUAAUUAAUAUCAUUCCCUUUUAUCAAUUUGGCAACUGACACCUUUACAUUUUCUCACAACAUGAAAUAUAACAGUCCUCUUGUCCUAAAAACCUCUCUUCAUUAUGCUAGUGAUCAGAAAACAAGCCAAGCAGAAACAAUUGCAGCUGUGUUGAGUACGCACCUCAGGGAGGAGCACAGGUGCAGAGGGGGAAAUAAACUUUCAGCAUGUCAAUCAAUUUUUCAGUGGCACAUUUCCAGUGCAACUGUUCGCAUGGAAUUAAAA